Molecule: messenger RNA, 2319 nt
Organism: Mandrillus leucophaeus (drill)
Lineage: Eukaryota; Metazoa; Chordata; Mammalia; Primates; Cercopithecidae
Gene: MAPK8IP1
Product: mitogen-activated protein kinase 8 interacting protein 1
Exons: 9
Coding region: 176-1579 (467 amino acids)
Biological process (GO): regulation of JNK cascade
Cellular component (GO): cytoplasm
Molecular function (GO): protein binding
Source: RefSeq, a predicted model, not a curated record
AAAAAGCACAGUUGGCAGGAUCGGGUGUCUCGAUCAUCCUCACCCCUGAAGACAGACGCCGCCACAUGAACACAUCUGCCUGAGCGAUGAGCUGCCCCCCCAGAGCAGCCCCGCCCCCACCACAGACCGGGGCACCUCCACCGACAGCCCUUGCCGCCGCAGCACAGCCACCCAGAUGGCACCUCCGGGGGGUCCCCCUGCUGCCCCGCCUGGGGGUCGGGGCCACUCGCAUCGAGACCGAAUCCACUACCAGGCCGAUGUGCGACUAGAGGCCACUGAGGAGAUCUACCUGACCCCAGUGCAGAGGCCCCCAGACCCUGCAGAGCCCACCUCCGCCUUCCUGCCGCCCACUGAGAGCCGGAUGUCAGUCAGCUCCGAUCCAGACCCUGCUGCCUACCCCUCCACGGCAGGGCGGCCACACCCCUCCAUCAGUGAAGAGGAGGAGGGCUUCGACUGCCUGUCGUCCCCAGAGCGGGCUGAGCCCCCAGGCGGAGGGUGGCGGGGGAGCCUGGGGGAGCCGCCGCCACCUCCACGGGCCUCUCUGAGCUCGGACACCAGCGCCCUGUCCUACGACUCGGUCAAGUACACGCUGGUGGUGGAUGAGCACGCACAGCUGGAGCUGGUGAGCCUGCGGCCGUGCUUCGGAGACUACAGUGAUGAGAGUGACUCGGCCACCGUCUAUGACAACUGUGCCUCUGUCUCCUCGCCCUAUGAGUCGGCCAUCGGAGAGGAAUAUGAGGAGGCCCCCCGGCCCCAGCCCCCUGCCUGCCUCUCCGAGGAUUCCACGCCUGACGAACCCGACGUCCAUUUCUCCAAGAAGUUCCUGAACGUCUUCAUGAGUGGCCGCUCCCGCUCCUCCAGUGCCGAGUCCUUCGGGCUGUUCUCCUGCAUCAUCAAUGGGGAGGAGCAGGAGCAGACCCACCGGGCCAUAUUCAGGUUUGUGCCUCGACACGAAGAUGAACUUGAGCUGGAAGUGGAUGACCCUCUGCUAGUGGAGCUCCAGGCUGAAGACUACUGGUACGAGGCCUACAACAUGCGCACCGGUGCCCGGGGCGUCUUUCCUGCCUAUUACGCCAUCGAGGUCACCAAGGAGCCCGAGCACAUGGCAGCCCUGGCCAAAAACAGUGACUGGGUGGACCAGUUCCGGGUGAAGUUCCUGGGCUCAGUCCAGGUUCCCUAUCACAAGGGCAAUGACGUCCUCUGUGCCGCUAUGCAAAAGAUUGCCACCACCCGCCGGCUCACCGUGCACUUUAACCCACCCUCCAGCUGCGUCCUGGAGAUCAGCGUGCGGGGCGUGAAGAUAGGCGUCAAGGCCGAUGACUCCCAGGAGGCCAAGGGGAAUAAAUGUAGCCACUUUUUCCAGUUAAAAAACAUCUCUUUCUGUGGAUAUCAUCCAAAGAACAACAAGUACUUUGGGUUCAUCACCAAGCACCCCGCCGACCACCGGUUUGCCUGCCAUGUCUUUGUGUCUGAAGACUCCACCAAAGCCCUGGCAGAGUCCGUGGGGAGAGCAUUCCAGCAGUUCUACAAGCAGUUUGUGGAGUACACCUGCCCCACAGAAGAUAUCUACCUGGAGUAGCCGUGCGGCCCCGCCCUCUGCGUCCCCCGGCCCUCAGGCCAGUGCCAGGACAGCUGGCUGCUGACAGGAUGUGGCACUGCUUGAGGAGGGGCACCUGCUACCACCAGGGGAUGAGGAAGUGGGGGCUGCUGGCCCAGGGUAGGGGAGGGUGGGGCAAUGGGGAGAGGCAAAUGCGGUUUAUUGUAAUAUAUGGGAUUAGAUUCAUCUAUGGAGGGCAGAGUGGGCUGCCUGGGGAUUGGGAGGGGCAGGGCUUGGGGGGCAGGCCUCUGGCAGAGAGGGAUGUCCGUUUCAGGAGCACACGGCCCUGCCCCAUCCUGGGCCUUACCUCCCCUGCCAGGGCUCGGGCGCUCUGGCUCCUGCCUUGAUGAAGCCCGUGUCCUGCCUUGAUGAAGCCUGUGCCACCUGCAAGUGCCCACCCUGCCCCUGCCCCAACCCCCACCGAAGAGCCGUGAGCUCAGGCUGAGCCCAGCCACCUCCCAAGGACUUUCCAGUGAGGAAAUGGCAACACGUGGAGGUGAAGACCCCGUUCUCAGCUCCGUCAUUUGCGGGACUUUGGGUGGCUCCUGCCACUGACCUCACCGGCAUGCUGGCCUGUGGCAGGCCUAGGACCUCAGUGGGGAGGAGGAGCUGCCGCAAGGCCCUGUCCCAGCAGGAGGGAGGCUUCCUGACUGACACAGGCCAGCCCCAUCUUGGUCCUGUCACCCUGGCCCCAACUAUUAAAGUGCCAUUUCCUGUCUGGA